This is a messenger RNA of Ficedula albicollis (Collared flycatcher), 1442 nucleotides long. It is a transcript of the gene LSAMP, whose product is annotated as limbic system-associated membrane protein. Lineage: Eukaryota; Metazoa; Chordata; Aves; Passeriformes; Muscicapidae. The record is from RefSeq and is a predicted model, not a curated record. Bases 394 to 1437 code for a protein of 347 amino acids. Gene Ontology annotation, cellular component: neuron projection. The transcript is spliced from 9 exons.
UCUGCUCAGAGUGCUGUCCUAUAAGGCAUUGCUUGUUUAAGUACAGUCGCAUUUAGUUGGAGCUGCAGGAGAGAGACAGAGAGAUUCUCUGUGUUUACAGCCAGCCCAGGCUACGGUGGAGCAUCCAACCUGGCCCCCCCGUUCUCCAGCACUUGGAGGGGAGAGUGAGAGGUUAUUUGGGAAUCUGGCCGCCACGGGUCAGCUUGCGCUGCGACUGGAUUGUCAGAGCUGGCAAAGCAGAGCCCAGGGGGACUGAAGGGAAACACGAAUCCCAUUCUCUUUGAGAGGAACGAAGAGGGGGAAAAAAAAAAAAAAGACAAAUUGAGAGAGAGAGAGACAGAAGCAAAGAGACGGCGAAAAAGGCAGAGGAAGCGGAGCGAGUGAGAGAGAAGCAUGAGGACCUACUGGCUGCACAGUAUCUGGGUGCUGGGAUUCUUCCUGUCCCUCUUCUCCUUGCAAGGGCUGCCAGUCCGCAGCGUGGAUUUUAGCCGAGGUACCGAUAACAUCACCGUGAGGCAAGGGGACACAGCCAUCCUCAGGUGUUAUGUAGAAGACAGAAGCUCCAAGGUCGCCUGGUUAAACCGUUCUGGCAUCAUUUUUGCUGGAGAAGACAAGUGGUCCCUGGACCCUCGAGUAGAGCUGGAGAAGAGAAACCCCCUGGAAUACAGCCUGCGGAUCCAGAAAGUAGAUGUCUAUGAUGAGGGCUCCUAUACGUGUUCAGUGCAGACACAGCAUCAUCCCAAGACUUCCCAGGUUUACUUGAUCGUGCAAGUUCCACCAAAGAUCUCCAAUAUCUCCUCAGACAUCACCGUGAAUGAGGGCAGCAAUGUGACCCUGGUUUGCAUGGCAAAUGGGCGUCCCGAGCCUGUCAUCACCUGGAGGCACCUCACUCCUACAGGCAGAGAGUUUGAAGGUGAGGAGGAGUACCUGGAGAUCCUGGGGAUCACACGCGAGCAGUCGGGCAAGUACGAGUGCAAAGCUGCCAACGAAGUUGCCUCAGCAGACGUCAAGCAAGUCCGGGUCACUGUGAACUACCCUCCCACCAUCACAGAGUCCAAGAGCAAUGAAGCAGCCACGGGACGACAAGCCUUACUGCGGUGCGAGGCAUCAGCAGUGCCCACGCCCGAUUUCGAGUGGUACAGAGAUGAUACCAGGAUAAACAGCGCCAAUGGUCUGGAGAUAAAGAGCACGGGAAGUCAGUCUCUGCUGAUGGUGGCCAAUGUCACUGAGGAGCACUAUGGGAACUACACCUGUGUGGCUGCCAACAAGCUGGGAGUCACAAAUGCCAGCCUAUACCUUUACAAACGAGUUUUACCCACACUCCCCAAUCCUUUUCCAGGACCUGGCACAGGGAGAGUAGACAACGGCUCCAUGAGUUUGGCCAUCCCACUGUGGCUUCUGGCAGCAUCCCUGCUCUGCCUACUCAGCAAAUGUUAAUACAA